GUUGCUUUUUUUGCUUCUUUUUUAUUCAGUUGUUGGAUUCUAAUUUCACUCGCUUUUGUCAUUUGAAGAGCUCGUGAUAACUAUAUUUCUCAAAUAGACUAUGGCGGACAAAGGUGUGUGUUUAUUUUUGCUGUUUGCUGUUUGCCAUAAAGCGCCUUGUCUCGCAUUCAGACCAAAACAAAAACAACACGCGCAUUUUGUCCGUAAUUCUUAAUUCUCAUUGCAUUUCCCUGUUUUUUUCUAACUCUUCGGCUUUGGUAGAGGACUACGGCAAGGCACUCUGCACAAUGCGCCUGUUCGAUUCCGGAGACUCAGUGGACCCAAAGGCAAACCUUUUGCAGACCUGGUACAUGUAUUGCCGCAGCCGGAGCGACUAUUCGGACGAGACCUGCGACGAAACCCGCCUGCUGGAGUAUGCAGACUACCUCUUCGAGCAGACACAGGGCGAUCAGUGCGACUCUGCGAGAUCACAUUUUUUGUCUGUACAAACGCGACUAGCUAUUUUGUGGACAGUUUGGCGCGUUCCUGCGGACUGCAACAGGCGGCGCCGCAAGCAGAUAUUCAACGAGUCGUUUAAGCCCAUUGGCAGGCAUGUUGAGGAUCGGAUUAACGAGAUCUACCAUAUUACACCUUUUGGCAAGUCAAGCGAGCCCAAUGCCGAAGUUGUUGCGCCCAGUGAUGCUUUCGGAUUGGUGCCUGCGGCUACCCCAAUGCUUUUCCACGCGAGCUGUGACGACGAGGACGCUCUAGACAUUGCGGCCCCAGAAAAGGUUGUUGGUUUGCCUCAAUUGGAUUCAAGAGACCCGGGGGAACCACUGGCAGUAUAUUCGAGCUUUGGAAAGCACAAGACUGAUUUGUGCGGCGAGUUUCGAGAGCUGGAGCUGGCGAAGAGCGACAAGAAAUGGCGGGUAUUCAUAAAGGAGAGUGACGUGCUGCUCAACUGCAUCCUUUUGCGGAGGUCGUCCUACUGCAGUCUCAAGAUGCGCCUAUGGCACUUGCUUUCCGUUUCGACUUGGCUUGACUCUGAUGUCAUAUUUAACAUCUCUCUUGGGUCGCUGUUGCUCGGAAUAUCUACCUCUCAGUCGGCGUUCCCGGGAACUGAGUGCAUUGUCAUCGAUAGCGCCAAGAUCAGAUGCACCGCUUUUUUAGACGACAACGACGACGAUUAUGUCGAGGGCGUAGCUCGGUUGCGGCGAAGCAAGAGCGCCAACCGGAUCGCCCAUCCCAAGGUUGAGCUUGUUAGGCACAGUCUCGCCGUACAAUGCCCAUGGAACGCGCUGUCAAUGCUACUCUUCUACAAGUGGCACGUGUUGAAGGAGCCGCUUCCGAACUUUAGGGACGACUCGUGGAGGGAAACACUCUUGUUUGGUACCAACGACAGCGAAUUUGAGAUGCGUGACGACCAGCUCAAAUAUCUAUGCGGUGACCAGUACGAGGAAUACUUGAAGGUAUCGAGCGGCAGCACACAGUCGUACAAGCGCAUGUACCGACGCUCCUUCAGUGUUAUGGCAGAUAUGAUUACAAAGUCGUCCGUAUUUAAGCGGACCUUAUCGACAGCGAACAGCAUUACUAUGGAUCAUCACGUCUUGGGCAGCAGCGUGUUCCCAAUGAUACAGUCUGUGAAUGCAGGAGUCGAUGACUUUUCGUCGAACAAGCCUCAUGACAUUCCGCGGCGGCAGUACGUUGUGGAAAAUGAGCUGAAGGAUUUGAUCUUUCCCUUUCUCGACGACGAAGUUACGUUCAGGUUCUACGAGGGCGAAGGCAACAAGAGCGACUGGCACAAAUCGCUGGCAGGGUUCUGCAAGGUGCUCAAUACUCUGCGGUUGGUUCUUUUGCAAGACAUGAUGCUGCUGUUUGAUGUGAAAUUCUACCGCAGAAUGCUUCGCGGAAGCGCAAUGAUGUCCUCAGCCGUUUUCCAGUCGACGCUGUUUGCCAACUGUUCGAAGGAGAUAGGUGAGGCCGCAUGGCAGGCUGAGGCUCUGUCGCUAACCCUCAAUAUGCCAAAAGAUAUUAUUUUGACUCGAGUGGUACCCGAAGCAGCACAUUACUUGCACACAUCCGCUGUUGAAUCGGCAUUCGAGCCCGUUUCUGCGCUUGGGUCUGCGCUCGCGCUCGCGUCCGAUUUGACAAACCCCACAAAAAUGAAAAGUAUGAUAAAGUCCAUGGAUCCUCAAAAGCGUAGACACAGCACCUUUGGCGACGAAUUGCUGUCAUCUCCGACAUCGACGCCCAAGAAAAAAACGCACAUGGAGCCGCAUAAGAGGAUCAAACGCGUAAACACUACAGAUAUUGCUGAUUUUAUUGGUGUCGGCGAAUCUUCCGUUGGAGGUAAUUCACCGCUGGCAUCUUCACCAACCCCCGUCAAUGACAUUGGUGUCAUUUGUAUUGAUAGCGACAACGAGCACAGCGUUGCCGAACACCAAGACCUGCGGGGUCAGCAGGGCGCAGUUGCCGCCGGUGAGCUGGGUUUCGGGUUUGGGUUAUCUGCCUAUACGGACGCCCAAUGUGUAUUGGAUGACGUUGUCGGGCAAGAGCAAAACCAAGAUGUUGAUCAUACUAACGACGAGACUAUGGACGGUAAGUAUGAGGAGGAGGAGCCGAUUGAGGAUAACUACAACAGCAAGAGAAAUAGUCAUAGUCGAGCUGCUGCUGCGAUUGACCAGGCAACCGCUCUCGGGGACGAACCCGUGGCUGGUGAUCCGUUGCAGGAGUCGGGCAAUGAAGCCUGGCCUUCUGAUGAACCAAACGCACAAUGGACUGAGACGCUGGUUCAGUACGUGGCCGAUAACAGUGCUGAGGCUGAGCCUGCGCGUGGGACCGAGGUGUCAUCUACUGUCGUGAGCACCGGGUCCUGGAACGAGGAUGUCGAAAUCAUCAGCUUGCAAAAGGAACGCGACAAUUUGAAGCGCAGGUGCGACAACGCAAUUAUCCACCUCAACAAGCUCCAAACCAUUAUGCUUAACUUCCUGCAGCCUGCGAAGGAGUCCCUCAAGUCAAACAUUCGGGAUUUAAAGCACAUCGAGAAGAGGCAGAACAGCAUUAAUUUACUGGCUGAUAGUUCCUUGCAGCAGUUGGACUGGUCGAGCUGCCCUACUGAUUUGCAUGACGAUAUAAAGUCGUACCAGACCGAAAUAGCGGAAAUCGGAAAAAAAAUCAAAAGCGCCCGGUCAACCAACAAAACUGCCAACAGGCUACUGGCAAACGCAGAACGCGACAUAACCAAAACCAUCGAAGACAUUUCAAAUGUUCUCAAGCUCGAGUCAAGCGGCGACGAUUCUACGGACAACAGCAGCAUGUUUGGUAUGACUGACAUUGAUGACAACGAUGCUAUGAGAGGCGCAAUUUAGUUAAUUUUAGUUUGCUAAUCUAUUCAACAAUUUUUAAAUAAACCUCCAAACGUAUUGGCAAUUAAACAGUGC
Kickxella alabastrina is the source of this 3419-nucleotide messenger RNA. RefSeq lists its product as uncharacterized. NCBI's taxonomy places the organism in Eukaryota, Fungi, Kickxellomycota, Kickxellomycetes, Kickxellales, Kickxellaceae. The record is from RefSeq and is a predicted model, not a curated record. Bases 288 to 3347 code for a protein of 1019 amino acids. The transcript has a single exon. Gene Ontology annotation, molecular function: DNA binding; ferrous iron binding; catalytic activity.